Scatophagus argus is the source of this 1053-nucleotide messenger RNA. Its product is annotated as immunoglobulin lambda-1 light chain-like. The transcript has 4 exons. The coding region runs from base 136 to 858 and encodes 240 amino acids. The record is from RefSeq and is a predicted model, not a curated record. NCBI's taxonomy places the organism in Eukaryota, Metazoa, Chordata, Actinopteri, Scatophagidae.
CAGUCUCUCUCAGUUUCAGUGUUGUAUUAAAUUGCUCGUCCAGCACCUCCUCUCCUCAUCCUCCAAAGCCUCUAAUCUGUCAGCAGUGAGCUCACUUUCCAAGUUACAAGGCCAUUCUCAGCACACACUGACAACAUGCUGGGGACCCUCUGCUCUCUCAUCACUGCUCUAACAUGUGUGAGUGGUGUGGUGGUGCUGACACAGAAGCCUCCUGUUGUGACACUAAGGACAGGAGGGAGAGCCACCAUGGACUGUAAUGUUUUUACAGAUGAUGGGUCCCGUUGGUAUAAACACACUCCUGGAGGAACUUUUCAAUUUGUUCUGAGGAAUCAUUACAGCUACUUCUCUCCAAAAUAUGGCUCUGGUUUCUCCUCUCCUAAAUUCACUUCAAGUCAUCUGUCUGGGACAGAGUAUCGUCUGAUCAUCAACAAUGUGGAGGAGGGAGACUCAGCAGUCUAUUACUGUGAGACAUGGGAUGACUCUGCUAAGGAGCACGUAUUCGGACAAGGCACCAAGCUGAUUGUGACAAGCUCCAGCCUCCCUGCUCCUGUCCUGACGGUCUUGCCUCCGUCCAGAGCUGAGCUCCAGUCCAACAAAGCCACUCUGGUCUGUCUGUCCAGUCAGUCUGUGCCUUUUGCAGAUGUGAGCUGGUUGGCUGCUGGGAGUCCAGUGAGCAGUGGGAUCUCUACCAGCACGCCUGUUCAGAAAGCAGACCACACUUUCCAAAUCAGCAGCUAUCUGGACAUCCAGGCGUCAGACUGGAACAUGGAUAAGGUUUACACAUGUAAAGUGUCUUUGGGCUCCAAAACUUCAGAGAAAACCAUCAACAAGUCAGACUGUCCCACUGCAGAACAGUAGAGGAGCAGAAUGACCAUUUCAGAUGUGCUUCUUUACUGUUUGUGCUGUUUGCUCAUCACAAGGUUUCCAUGUUAGAAAAGAUGUGUCUGCAUGCUUGUAAUAAAUGUAGUGACAGUUAGGUGGAGGUGUUGUAUCAGCUUUGCGAAUCAUAAAAUGUAUUAAGACCCAUUCAAUAAAAUCAGCAUUUUGUCAACA